Messenger RNA from Symbiodinium sp. CCMP2592, 2493 nucleotides. The record is from the annotation of a GenBank genome assembly. NCBI's taxonomy places the organism in Eukaryota, Dinophyceae, Suessiales, Symbiodiniaceae.
AUGAGCUUUUGGCGCUUGUACCUGAUUCUGCCCGGCGCACUUGCUCAGACUGGUGAGAUAGGGUUCCUGCCCAGGCAAGUGGAUGCACUCGAGGGAUGCCAAUUCCUCUACAACUUCCGCUGCUGCAACUACGACUAUGUUGGCUUGGGCCGAUCGGGUGGAAGUAACGGGACGGUCACCGCAAGGCUGACGAUACUCCCGGGCACGAAUGCAACCGAAGGAGUUGACUUCGACUUCUACCAGGAUUCCGUGACGUGGCAGGAUGGCGAUGUGGAUCCCAAGGCGAUGCUGAUUGUGAUAUACGACAAUAACGUCUAUGACCUCACAAAAGUUGUGCAGCUCGGGAUCGAUGCAGACCCGGCCAUUGCCAGCUCCACUUCCGAGACAACAGCAUAUAUCCGGGACGACAACGAUGGCGGAACCGUCGAGAUCUCACCCACGGCGAUUGUUAUAGAUGAGCGAUUUGGGAACAUGGAGUGCCUUAUGUGGGCUGAGCGCUCGGGACCAGUGGCCAGUGGAAAAACAGAGCUCACCGUUGAGUACACAACUUGCCCGGAGAUAGUUCCAGAGCGUAAUCGCGCAGGCCCCAAUGACUUUUGGAGUUUGCCACUUACUGGCCCGCUGGUGUGGGAAGAUGGUGAGACAGGCAAAAGGUGUGUACUCCGUAACCUGGGGUUUCAAGCCGCGGUUGACCUGGUGUGGCCCGAAUGCUGCACUGGGGCUAACUCGAGCAACAAUACACUGCUCUUCGUGGUAAACCCGGAUGCCGAGGAAGAAGCGGAGGAAAGAGUGUGCUUUAAAGCCUCGCUGUCUGACAACAGCACAGCGACGCUGCCGGCAGCCAGCAUGCUCCAGAACAUUAUUAUCAACGACGUCAAUCUUAUGGAGGAGCUGAAGUUGAACUGCACCAGAGGCUUGGAUUGUCUUCUGGACGUUUCUAAGACGUCUAUCGUGGGUGGAGAAGUGGGAUUCAUUCUCGAUGCGGAAGAGUCGGACUACAAAUGCCCGCAAACCUGCAACUUCACGGUAAAUUCGAGCCUGCAGAUGUCUUAUACUUCCACCGGCAAUGCAGAAGAAACCUUCAUCAAUAUGGGAAAGGCAUUGCGCGAUUGGAAACCGGGUGAGAAGCUUAUUUGCAAAUGUGGUGGAGCCUUGACGGCACUGCAGAAGCCUAACCGCAGAAGCCUAGGCAUCGCUGGAACAGACGUGACGCAUGUUGCUACGAUGGAGCUUCACGGCCCGUAUCUUGCAAACACGGCUUCGUGCGUCAAGAGCUGGGCAACUUGCGACGUGCCAGAUCUUCUUGGAAUCGGCUACAAGGUUGGUGCCGACCACCUCCGGGUGCUGAAGUCUUGUGACGACACUGCAACCACUCCGUUCGGACUGGCGAUGGGCUCGCAUGCCGUCUACGGCGCCGACGGCGUCUAUCGCAUGGAGAACUUUGAAGCAAUGCGACCGACGAUAGUGGGAAUGUAUGAUAUGUGCUGGUGCCGCGAAACUGCUGACCGGAAUUGCACCGUGAAUGGUGACUUUUCCGUUUCUGCUGGGACUUUCGUCUACAGAGGGCCGAACAUACGGGCCGUGAUGGACCCAUACCAGCUUGGAGGAGGCUGGGGAACCUUCAAGGUUCCAGAAGUCUAUGGCACUGGCUUAGAAGCAGGCGAUCGGGCCAUGGUGCUUCAGGAAUGCGGAGAGGAAGUCGAAGGUGUGAAUGUCACUACCACCUACAACGAAGUGGACAAGGAGCUGGACUUCGGCGUCUUAUCCGCCGGAAAUGGCUUGCUUGCCAGGGCCUACAAGGUUUGCUGGUGUCAGCUCGCUCCGGCGCGGGGCCACUACUGCAACUCGGCCACGGAGUUCCGAGCCGAGAUCGGAAGUGUGACUUUCCUAUGCCCACGUCGUGAAGUCGACAGAGACCAAGAUGGCAUCUGCGAGCUGUGCCCCAUGAUGUUUCAGACUGCUGGAGGCUGGGAUGGAAUGCAGUGCGUCAUCGAUGGCGGCCUUUUCUCGCUGAGUAUCCUGUGGUAUCUGGUCGAAUUGUUGUUGUUCCUCGCCUGCAUGACCAGCCUUCGAUGUGGCAGGACUCCCACGGGAUUCGUACACGGCGUGCCGAGACUCAUCGAGGACGUUUCGCGGGAGUCUGACACUGUGCUGGUGACUGUGGUGGGCUAUCACAACCUCACCAUCUUCAAUAAGAUGCAGUCCAUCCCCGUGACCCUCUCGGGAACCGGGCAUUUCCUCUUGGACUCAAGGGGCUCCAAGAGCAUCCCCUUCCGCGUCCGGCCACGCAGCUCGAACACCUUGGAGUUGCUCGAUGCAGAAGGGAACUCCCUCGACUUCCGUGCCGACAGCUCCAUGGGAAACAUGUAUUACAUCGACCCGAACAUCCUGAGACGGCUGACAUCCACCCGCAAGCUCUCCUACGCCGAGCUAGCGGCCAGACUUUGGAUAAAGGGCAUACGGUUGGGCUUGAUGUUUUCCGUCAUCUUCUGA